CAUACUUUUUUCAUUUUCAACAAAUAGACAGAGCUGACAGAGAUAAUUAAAUUCCUAACUUUUUCAAACAAGCAAAUUAUGCAUGCAAACUCCACAUGUUAUUCAAAUGAUAAUUCAAAUGUUUCCUGUAUGACUCUUGGUUUCAUGUUCACCGAUCUGUCAAACAACAGAAUCGGACUAAAGAAACAAAGCCUGGUGAUACAGUAAAUUGGUGUCUUUGAGAAAGAAACAAAAACAUAUAAUGAAGGUGUUUAUUGUCACACAAACAUGCGAAUUGGCCAUAGAAGUUGCCCAACAAGAAAAAAUUCUGGAAAUCAAACAAAAAAUAGAGAACUUCCUCGGAUAUCCGGUGCCUUCACAAAUCCUCACCGUGCUUGGGUGGGAACUUAUCGACGCACUUGAUUUGGAGGAUUAUCCCAUCGUCACUGAAGGUACAAAAAUCUAUCUCAUCAUCAAAACUCUCUGUAUGGCUCCACCUACUGUUCAACAAAAUCACAGGCACAAAAUUCAAAUUACUGUUAAGUUUCCAGCAAGAAAAAUUAAUAUAGAAAUAGAGGCAACAGAAACUGUUAGGAGCCUAAAAGAAAAAGUUCAUAUUAUUGAUGGCACUCCUAUAAAACGAAUGAUUCUGUCUUUUGGUGGGAGAGAGAUGAACGAGGAGUUUCGCAACUUGAGCGAGUAUGGUAUUGGUGAAUUUUCGGAGAUUGUAGUCUUCCUCAAGACUAUGAGUCGUUUAGUGGCUGAGCCACCUUCAAGAAUGCUGAGUUUGGUGGUCCAAACCUCGUCUAGUUUGCUUAAUGCAGCUAGAAUUCCUGUGGAAAUGAAGGACUCGAGCACCGUCAACGACAUGAAGCAGUCUCUUAUAAUUCGGAAAAUACUGCCUACUGAUGAUUAUAUAUUUAUCCACAAACAAAGGAUCAUGCGUGAGAAUUGUAGCCUCCGUUGGCAUGGUGUUGAAAAUGGUGAGAGCCUUUAUGUAUUUAAAGGAACUGUCAGCCGUGGGGGAUUUUAGGACGCUACGUGUUCACUACAUCUUUUAUCAACUACUUAUAUAGUUUAAUAUGAUUAAAGUAGUUGUUACAGUAGAAUAAUAGAUAGAUAGUAUAGA
Messenger RNA from Daucus carota subsp. sativus, 1108 nucleotides. RefSeq lists its product as uncharacterized. Gene Ontology annotation, cellular component: nucleoplasm; cytosol. NCBI's taxonomy places the organism in Eukaryota, Viridiplantae, Streptophyta, Magnoliopsida, Apiales, Apiaceae. The transcript has a single exon. Gene Ontology annotation, biological process: proteasome-mediated ubiquitin-dependent protein catabolic process. Gene Ontology annotation, molecular function: proteasome binding; polyubiquitin modification-dependent protein binding; ubiquitin binding. Bases 242 to 1012 code for a protein of 256 amino acids. The record is from RefSeq and is a predicted model, not a curated record.